This is a messenger RNA of Caenorhabditis elegans, 712 nucleotides long. RefSeq lists its product as uncharacterized. The record is from RefSeq and is marked reviewed. The transcript is spliced from 3 exons. Bases 1 to 585 code for a protein of 194 amino acids. NCBI's taxonomy places the organism in Eukaryota, Metazoa, Nematoda, Chromadorea, Rhabditida, Rhabditidae.
AUGUUCGUCUCGUUUUCCAUUUCUUCAACUUUCCUGAUACUGCUGAUUUAUGUGCAAAUUGUCGACAACUUAAUGGCCUAUGAUAGAAGAAAUGAGUUUUUAAAUAUUCCUGAAAAUGAAAUUCGUGUUAUCACGGAUGCGAUUGAUAACUAUAAACCAAAGUUGACAGUUCAUUUUAUCGAAUUUCCGCAUGUAAAACGGAGAAAGGCUACUACAACAAGAGACGGAAGAAUUCGAAUUCAGACAAAAGUGAAACACCAGCAGAAGGCAACAAUUGAAAAUGUCAAAGUUAUCUCGGAAACUGUACAGCUCCGAUUCGGAGGUGGCUCCAAAGCUCACUUUCCCUACAAUCGAGUUGUCAAUUGGAGACGUCAAAAUCAGUUUUCAUCGGAGGAGUCACGUGUUGAGACAACUACAACAACUCCAAAACCAUCAGUCCCAGCGGUAACUCCAAAAAGUUGGGCAAAAACAACGACAGCAUCGGCUUCUGGUUAUUCUGCCGAGCCGGCUCUAUUUCUUCCAUCAAGAUUUCAUCGGAAAAAGGAGGACGUCGUGAUUGUUUUUAGGAAAAAACAGAAAUCAUAAGAGAAUUUCGUGUUAUUUAUUGUUAUCUUUUAAUUUUAAUUUAUUUUGUUCCAUCUCUCACUCUGUCUGAUCAAAUACAAAUUUGUUUUCUUUUCUUCAAUUUGUAGUAAAGAAAUUUAUCAAUGAA